AUGGGAAAGCGGAAAAGCGCCAAGCCCCCACCGGCGAAGAGCAAAGCAAAGCUGGAUGUAACGUUCGCCUGUCCGUUUUGCAAUGCAGACAAGAGCGUGACAUGCACGAUGGACCGGGAACGGGGCGUGGGAUCGGUUUCCUGUACUCAGUGCAGUGCAAGCUUUGCGGUGAAGAUCCACACUCUGUCAGAGCCCAUCGAUGUGUACAGUGACUGGAUCGAUGAGUGCGAGCGCGUGAACGCUGCAUGA
Messenger RNA from Auxenochlorella protothecoides, 249 nucleotides. RefSeq names its product Transcription elongation factor 1-like protein. The transcript is spliced from 3 exons. Gene Ontology annotation, molecular function: RNA polymerase II complex binding. Lineage: Eukaryota; Viridiplantae; Chlorophyta; Trebouxiophyceae; Chlorellales; Chlorellaceae. The coding region runs from base 1 to 249 and encodes 82 amino acids. Gene Ontology annotation, biological process: transcription elongation by RNA polymerase II. The record is from RefSeq and is a predicted model, not a curated record. Gene Ontology annotation, cellular component: transcription elongation factor complex.